AUGCAAGAAGAAUGGGUCCCACCUAAUUGCGAGUUCUGCAUCGAUGAUCUAGAUCGGCCGGACUGGUAUUAUCCUUUCAGAAACAGUGAAUUUAUCCAUGUUGGUGGAUUGGGGGGAGACCGCCAACUGCUGACGUGCAUCCUACAUGGAGCAUACCGGUGCUGCUCACCAAAUGGCAUGUUGGAAAUAUGGGACAGCAACGUUCAUUUUCAAGACCCUUACGGCGAAACUGGCCUCCACCGUCUCUAUAAUGACAUGCAUAAAGCCUUUCGGAUGGACGGACGCUCACUUGAUCUUCCCCUCCAAUACCUCUCGGAAAUGGAAAGUCACGGCUUUACCAACGUUGCGGAGCACGUCUAUCGUAUACCACUCAACACGGCACAGCCGAUGACCCAGCAAUCGGUUGUGGUGAGCUGGGCAGACGGAUUUGAAGCGUACAGCAUGGAUUUACUGGUUAAGCACCUAGGAAAGCGCCGUCUUGAAGUUUUCCUCAUCUGUGCUGCCGCGCGUCAAGCCCUGCGGAAAGGGGUGGAAGGCUGGCUCGAAAUGUAG
Molecule: messenger RNA, 552 nt
Organism: Aspergillus welwitschiae
Lineage: Eukaryota; Fungi; Ascomycota; Eurotiomycetes; Eurotiales; Aspergillaceae
Exons: 3
Coding region: 1-552 (183 amino acids)
Source: RefSeq, a predicted model, not a curated record